AUGUCUUCUAAAAUGAGUCAAACUCAUAUUGUGGUGCUAUGUUCUAUUGCAAAUUUUAUAAAUGCGGCUGAUCGUGUUAUUAUGCCUAUCGCAAUAAUACCAAUGACUAGUUAUUUCAAAUGGACAAUGCAUUGGCAGGGAUGGAUAUUGUCAUCAUUUGCUUUCGGCUAUUUAAGUAGUCAAGUUUUUGGGGCUUGUGCAGCUAAGAAAUUUGGUGGAAAAUUAAUUUUAUUGCUGUCUGUUUUUUUAUGGUCAAUAUCAACUGUCGCAACACCAUGGGUAUCUCAUAACACAUUUGCUUUAAUUUUAUGCAGAAUAAUAUCUGGAUUUGGUGAAGGAUUAGGAUUACCAACAAUAUUUCAUAUUUUUGCAAACAAUAUCUCAGUAACUGAUCGUUCAAGUGCAUUUGGUUACCUAGUGGCCGCAGGUUCUGUUGGCCAGACAGUCGCAACUGUGAUAUGCCCACAUUUAAUGUGGCAAACUAGCUUUUAUUUGUUUGGUUCAAUUGGGAUUGUUUGGUCACUUAUAUGGAUUUCAUUAUAUUCAGAAAAAGAUUGGGGAAAUAAUGAUGAGCUUCCAUUAGUUAUUAUCCCCCAAUAUUCUAGUAUACAUUGGAGAAAAUUCUUUAUAUAUUGGCCCUUAUGGGCGAUAUAUAUAGCUCACUUUACAAUGAAUUGGUCCAACUACAUAAUAAUGCAUUGGCUACCCACAUAUUUGCGUUACCUUGGUGCUAAUUCACAUAGUAUUAGUUUAACAGCUGUUCCAUAUAUAUUCAAUUCAGUGUUUGGUAUUGUUGCAGGAAAUUAUGCGGAUAAACUAAUUGAUCGUAGAUGGUCAGUCUUAAGUGUUCGACGACUAAUGACUACUAUAGGUUUAGUAGGACCAGCAAUAUUUUUAAUUCUAUUUUGUACAGUGAAUAGCUUGGCUGCAGCCAUAAUAUUCAUUUCUAUAUCAAUGGGACUAUGUGCUUGUAAUUCAGCUGGGCAUUUAAGUAAUCAUGCUGAAGUGGCUCCUAAUCAUGCUGGCAUUACAUUUUCAGUAUCCAAUACACUGGCUACCAUACCAGGAAUAUUAUCUGGUCCUCUUACGGCAGAACUUGUGACUGCAUCUCAUGGCCGUUGGUUUCCGGUUUUCAUAUUGGCGGCUGCUCUAAAUUUCACUGGCUCAAUUAUUUAUUGUAGUCAAAGUUCAACAUCCCAAAUAUUGUAA
This is a messenger RNA of Macrosiphum euphorbiae (potato aphid), 1209 nucleotides long. Lineage: Eukaryota; Metazoa; Arthropoda; Insecta; Hemiptera; Aphididae. The record is from the annotation of a GenBank genome assembly.